Molecule: messenger RNA, 3546 nt
Organism: Strongylocentrotus purpuratus (purple sea urchin)
Lineage: Eukaryota; Metazoa; Echinodermata; Echinoidea; Camarodonta; Strongylocentrotidae
Product: ankyrin-1-like
Exons: 6
Coding region: 1-3546 (1181 amino acids)
Cellular component (GO): cytoplasm
Molecular function (GO): protein binding
Source: RefSeq, a predicted model, not a curated record
AUGGCUUACCCAUCAUGGAGCAAAAGUGAAUGUAAUCGAUGCCAACCUACAGACAUCGGUUCACUUAUGGUCAAAGAACGGCCAUCUUUAUGGGUAGAUCUGUUAGUGAACGAAGGAGCAGAUAUUGAAAUUGGUGAUAAAGAUGGGUUUACAGCUCUUCACAUAGCAUCAUUCAAGGGUCAUGUCGAUAUUGUCAAAGAUCUCGUUAGUAAAGGAGAAGACCUAGGGAGACUUGCUAAUGAUUACUGGACACCUCUACAUCUUGCUUUAGACGGUGGCCACCUUGAUAUAGCAGAGUAUCUUUUGAAAGUAGGAGCGAACAUUAACACGUGUGGUAAAGGUGGAUGCCAUCUUGAAGUAGUCGAGCAUAUCGUGAACAAAGGAGCAGGCAUUGAAAUUGGUCAUAAAGAUGGCUUUACAGCUAUUCACAUGGCAUCAUUCAAGGGUCAUCUUGAUGUUGUCAAAUACCUUGUAAGCAAAGGGGCACAGAUUGACAAAUUGGACGAAACCGACAGGACACCAUUGUUUCGUGCUUCUCAAGAAGGCCAUCUUGAAGUCGUCGAAUAUUUCGUGGACAAAGGAGCAGGCAUUGGAAUUGCUGAUAAAUACGGAUUCACAGCUCUUCACGUAGCAUCAUUCAAGGGUCAUCUUGACAUUGUCAAAUACCUUGUUAAAAGAGGGGCAGACCUAGGGAGACUUGCUAAUGAUUACGGGACGCCUCUACACCUUGCUUUAGACGAAAGUCAUAUCCACAUUGUAGAGUACCUUUUGACAGAAGGAGCCAAUAUUAACGCGUGUGGCCAUCUUGAAGUAGUCGAGCAUAUCGUGAACAAAGGAGCAGGCAUUGAAAUUGGUCAUAAAGAUGGCUUUACAGCUAUUCACAUGGCAUCAUUCAAGGGUCAUCUUGAUGUUGUCAAAUACCUUGUAAGCAAAGGGGCACAGAUUGACAAAUUGGACGAAACCGACAGGACACCAUUGUUUCGUGCUUCUCAAGAAGGCCAUCUUGAAGUCGUCGAAUAUUUCGUGGACAAAGGAGCAGGCAUUGGAAUUGCUGAUAAAUACGGAUUCACAGCUCUUCACGUAGCAUCAUUCAAGGGUCAUCUUGACAUUGUCAAAUACCUUGUUAAAAGAGGGGCAGACCUAGGGAGACUUGCUAAUGAUUACGGGACGCCUCUACACCUUGCUUUAGACGAAAGUCAUAUCCACAUUGUAGAGUACCUUUUGACAGAAGGAGCCAAUAUUAACGCGUGUGGUAAAGGGGGAUGUACAGCACUACAUGCUGCAUCACAAAGUGGUAAUAUUGAUGGAGUUAAAUAUCUAACCCGUCAAGGAGCAGAGCUGGAUAGGAGCACAGACGAUGGUUGGACCGCACUUAGUUUGGCUUCAUUUGGGGGACAUCUUGACAUUGUCAAAGUUCUCGUGAACGAAGGGGUAGAGUUUGACAAAGCACUCAGGGGCGGGAUGACACCCUUGUGUCUUGCCUCAAAAAGAGGUCAUCUGGGUAUUAUCGAGGUCUUACUGAACGUAGGAGCAAAUAUUGAUAACUGUAAUCGAGACGGGUCAACAGCACUCCACAUAGCAUCAUUCAAGGGCCAUCUUGAAGUAGUCGAGCAUAUCGUGAACAAAGGAGCAGGCAUUGAAAUUGGUCAUAAAGAUGGCUUUACAGCUAUUCACAUGGCAUCAUUCAAGGGUCAUCUUGAUGUUGUCAAAUACCUUGUAAGCAAAGGGGCACAGAUUGACAAAUUGGACGAAACCGACAGGACACCAUUGUUUCGUGCUUCUCAAGAAGGCCAUCUUGAAGUCGUCGAAUAUUUCGUGGACAAAGGAGCAGGCAUUGGAAUUGCUGAUAAAUACGGAUUCACAGCUCUUCACGUAGCAUCAUUCAAGGGUCAUCUUGACAUUGUCAAAUACCUUGUUAAAAGAGGGGCAGACCUAGGGAGACUUGCUAAUGAUUACGGGACGCCUCUACACCUUGCUUUAGACGAAAGUCAUAUCCACAUUGUAGAGUACCUUUUGACAGAAGGAGCCAAUAUUAACGCGUGUGGUAAAGGGGGAUGUACAGCACUACAUGCUGCAUCACAAAGUGGUAAUAUUGAUGGAGUUAAAUAUCUAACCCGUCAAGGAGCAGAGCUGGAUAGGAGCACAGACGAUGGUUGGACCGCACUUAGUUUGGCUUCAUUUGGGGGACAUCUUGACAUUGUCAAAGUUCUCGUGAACGAAGGGGUAGAGUUUGACAAAGCACUCAGGGGCGGGAUGACACCCUUGUGUCUUGCCUCAAAAAGAGGUCAUCUGGGUAUUAUCGAGGUCUUACUGAACGUAGGAGCAAAUAUUGAUAACUGUAAUCGAGACGGGUCAACAGCACUCCACAUAGCAUCAUUCAAGGGCCAUCUUGAAGUAGUCGAGCAUAUCGUGAACAAAGGAGCAGGCAUUGAAAUUGGUCAUAAAGAUGGCUUUACAGCUAUUCACAUGGCAUCAUUCAAGGGUCAUCUUGAUGUUGUCAAAUACCUUGUAAGCAAAGGGGCACAGAUUGACAAAUUGGACGAAACCGACAGGACACCAUUGUUUCGUGCUUCUCAAGAAGGCCAUCUUGAAGUCGUCGAAUAUUUCGUGGACAAAGGAGCAGGCAUUGGAAUUGCUGAUAAAUACGGAUUCACAGCUCUUCACGUAGCAUCAUUCAAGGGUCAUCUUGACAUUGUCAAAUACCUUGUUAAAAGAGGGGCAGACCUAGGGAGACUUGCUAAUGAUUACGGGACGCCUCUACACCUUGCUUUAGACGAAAGUCAUAUCCACAUUGUAGAGUACCUUUUGACAGAAGGAGCCAAUAUUAACGCGUGUGGUCAUCUUGAACUCGUUGAGUAUAUCGUGAACAAAGGAGCAGGCAUUGAAAUUGCUGAUAAAGAUGGGUUAACAGCUCUUCACAUAGCAUCAUUCGAGGGUCAUUUUGAUAUUGUAAAAUACCUCGUUAGUAAAGGGGCAGACCUGCGGAGACUUGCUAAUGAGUACAGGACACCUUCAGGCCUUGCUCUUCAAGGCGGCCAUCUGGGUAUACAUGACUUUCUUUUAAAUAUAGAAGCAACACAGAUCGUUAAGCCAUUCAUUGGGUUUGAAGAGGACCACAAUGACUAUCUUUGCAGUACUAUUGGUGGUGAGGCUCUCCCUAGCUUCAUGCCCAACCCAUACUCCUCACCAUACGAUCCAUAUCUUUCCAGUCCACGAGACAGCUCUCGCUCCUCCAGGAAGAGCAACACACAAGAGACAAUGAAUAUUAGUCUCGACGAGUGCAGCAUCAAGGUUCCACUUUCACCAGACGAUGUGAACAGAGCCAAAUGUAUCACAGCAGAAGCAUUGACAACCAUUCCACCUGACUUAAAGCUGGAAAAAGAUGAAGUUAUCAUCUCUGUUGGGCUCAAGUUAUCCCCUCCUGGUCUUCAGUUUCAAACUCCGGUGGAAGUCACGGUUUCGCAUAGCGCUAUUUUCAGCAACCCAGACAAGGCAGAAAUUGUGCUAUACACCCGAAGGACUGGUAAGAUCUUCCUAUCACCAUAG